Onthophagus taurus is the source of this 775-nucleotide messenger RNA. RefSeq names its product keratin-associated protein 19-9b-like. NCBI's taxonomy places the organism in Eukaryota, Metazoa, Arthropoda, Insecta, Coleoptera, Scarabaeidae. The record is from RefSeq and is a predicted model, not a curated record.
GGACACCACUGCUAUAUAAUAAUUGUAAACAAAAUAAAUUUCAAUAACACUUUUCAAUGUAACUUUUAAUUUCAAUAUCAACGGUAGUUGAACACCUAAACCUUUGAUCGUCGAUGAUUUACUGUUGUUUGUCUAUCACCAUACGACAAGUUUUUCUUUAUAAAAAUUCCGUUUUUCAAAUUACACCUUAAUUUAAUUUAACAUGUAGAAGGGCACGUUUUACUAUAAAUACAAAACAAAACUCCAUACGAAAUCAUAACAACUUGUAUCAGUAUCAAACUACUCUUGACAAAUAUACAAAUAAUAACAAAAUAUUCAUCAUGUUAAAGAUUUUCCUUUGCACCACCUUAUUUUUUGCCAUUGCUUGGUCAUAUCCAGCUGAGCAAAUAUCUAAAAGAGAUGAUUAUGGUGGAUUGGGAGGAUUAGGCGGAUUGGGUGGAUUAGGAGGAUAUUAUGGUGGUUUAGGAGGAGGAUAUUAUGGAGAAUUUUUAGGAGGAAGUUACUUGGGUUAUGGAGGUUAUGGGGGAUAUGGUGGAUAUGGUGGAUUAGGAGGAUUAGGUGGAUAUGGAACUGGAAUGGGAGGAGGUGGUUAUGGAAGAAGAAGUCCUAAUUAUGGUGGAAAUCGCAGAACUGGUGGAUAUUGGUGGUAAAUAAAUAAAAAUGUUUAUCAACUUUUUUGUUGGGGAAUUCAAUACACUUUAUAUAUGCUAUUAAAAAUACUGCCUAUUAACAGACAUUUUAUUAAACAAAUAAAAACUUUUAAAUUAUAAAAAAA